This is a messenger RNA of Toxorhynchites rutilus septentrionalis, 3041 nucleotides long. RefSeq names its product ankyrin repeat and SAM domain-containing protein 4B-like. The transcript has a single exon. The record is from RefSeq and is a predicted model, not a curated record. Gene Ontology annotation, cellular component: cytoplasm; nucleus. Gene Ontology annotation, molecular function: protein binding. Bases 35 to 1069 code for a protein of 344 amino acids. NCBI's taxonomy places the organism in Eukaryota, Metazoa, Arthropoda, Insecta, Diptera, Culicidae.
GCGUACCUCAGUUCACGUCAAUCACUCGCGAGGGAUGCAUUUCAUUAAGUCUAAGCGAUAUCACAAGGCUGCACGCGAUGCCAAUCUGGCGGUUCUCAAGGAGGCUAACCGGUGGGAAGCGAACGCACCAGACGAGGGCGGUAUGACUCCGCUGCACUGGGCCGCCCAUGAGGGACACUCCGAGGCGGUCCGAAUACUGCUGGAGCGAAAGAGCAGCGUGAAUAAGGUGGACGGCUUUGGAAAUUCGGCGCUUCAUUUGGCCGCCGCCAGAGGACAUCAGAAGUGCGUUGAGCUGGUGUUGACCAAAGGUGCCAACUUGUAUGGACUGGAUAUUAACCAGUGCACAGCGUGUGACUUAGCAAGAAUUGGAGAAUGGGUGGAAGUUGUGGAGUUCCUGGAACAUCGAAUGAAAAUGUUGGAGGAACGAAAUUCAAAACUGGUGUCUAAACUGAGAGCAAUAGCGAACAAGAAGUAUGCCAAAUUCAAACAUAAAUAUCCUACGGGGAGUAAAACGGCGGGACUAGAUGAAGAUAACGAGUUCGGUGAACAUCUUAACACAGUGGGAAACUCACAAUAUUCUGAACUGGAAGUAGACGACAGCGAUGACGGAUUGGAUACUGAACAAAAGCAGCAGACGAACCUAAUCGACCUUCUUCACCACAAAAGCAAAUGUUUAACAUCGAGCACUGGCAAAAGUAUAUCCCGAUCGUAUUUGGUGUUAUCUCAGUUAAUAAAAGAGCAAUCCAUCAACCAGACCAUUGUCAACAAUGUGGAAACGCAACAGCAUCGGAAGCCUAUCAAGAAUGAUGCAGAACAUAAGGAUGAGGAUUUCGAUACGGAAAAGGAGGCAUCCUCAACCGGAACCGAAAAUUCAAUGCUAACGUUCCUCAAAAUAUAUCAUCUCGAGCGGUUUCACAAACAACUUCAAGAUAAAGAAAUUGAUUUGAACGGUUUGAUGUCGAUGACUGAGAAGGAUAUCAGAACGUUGGGCCUUCCACUUGGUCCCCACCGAAAGCUCUGCUUUGCAGUGGAAGAAUACAAAUCUGCACAAAAAUGGGCCGGAGCAUGAAAAAGGAUUCGUCGAACCUUAUUUGGCUGCCGAUAAACAGAACAAAAAUCCGCGGAAAGCAAGCUUUCCUUCACCAUCAUAAAACAAUUUGUCUCGCUCAUUUUUUCGGAUUCUUUGUCACUUAGCUUAUUUUGCGCACGAUGGUACAUCUUCAGCUAACCCAUUUCAAAUCAUUUGCGAAGAGCAAGUAACGGAAAGUGGGAUAUACAGCAGGAAAAUUCGAAUGGGCACGCAUAAAUGGAAGCCUCAAUACACGCGCCAACAAAGAGGCCGAUCUUCGUAAAAGCUCAAUCAUCAUCAACGAAUCUUCUGUCGUUGUUUGCGACUCAAAUAUAGAGGACGGAUUAUUCUCACUGCCAUGUUAAGGAAGGAAAAUUCACUGCGUCACAGAUCCUGUCCCUAGCCCCAGCCCAGGAGGGGGGAGGUGAGGACCAUAUUGUCACAGAUAAGCAGUAGACGAACGAAACGAGCAGAUGUCGUGCCAAACAAAAACCCUCCCACCCAUGGUGGACAUCGGGGAGAGUAAAAGGACACUCGCUAUGCCUGAGAAACACAACACAACCACUUUUCGUGCUCCAAUAACCACAGGAGCGAAAUAAACCCGCUUCAUACUUUUUCCUCUAGCGCGCUUCAUGACCGUAUACAACGAUAUUACAGUUUCUAUUUUCUGGUUUCAUAUUUGUGAUUAUUCUUAGUUUGUCUGGCACAGAAUGAGCGAUGGACGCGUGUGUGCAAUAAAUUGAGAUGUCAAUAAAAUGGUGAUUCUGUGAAAGCCUUAAGCCUCUCUCAGUUUGUAUGAAUAAAAAAAUGAAACUCGUGAAGGACAGGGAUUUUCUUUUAUCCGUGUGGAUCGUUGAAUGCAUUAUGCGAGUUUUAUCUUGUAUGAGCCAAAGAAACAUGUUUAACGUAGGACUACGUUCAACAGAAAGAUAUAGCAAAGCAACGAAAGGUUUUGAAUUUUUAUAACUCAACCAUUUUUUUGAUAGAUUGCCGAGAUGUUUGCAUCAAUCGAUUAGAAAUAUUACCACGUAACACGUAUGAUAAAGAAUAUAUAUUUUUUCGUAGCAAACUAGAAAUGGCUGAAAAUUAAUUCUAAACUUCUCAAGCUUUUUUGAAGACUACGAGAGAGUUGUGACCAAAUCAAGCAAACCGUCGGCCUAUUUCUGGACUAUCAAAACAUUCUGAUAAAAAAAUUUGACCGAAGAUGAUCAUAAAAUCUUGAAUCGAAAUAUAACUAGAUCGGUUUUCAUAAUGAUACGAUACGAUACGAAUGAUACAUGAUACGAAUAAAUAUUUAAACUAUACGAACAAUUCCAUUGGGAUAUUCAUCACCAAAUUAUUAAUCAUGUUUUAAAUUAAAAUGUUUACGUUAUCAGAAUUACUCGUUAUUAUAAGUACUUCAGAACUUUGUUGCUAGUUGUUGUAUUUGGUCUAACAUUUGGUUGAUAGCAUUUGGUCUAACUCAUUCAAACCCAUGGGUGAUAAUCAAUUUAAAAGCGUGUUUUAAGCGUUAUCAUGCCACAAAAUUAUAGUAAUUUUUUAGUUUAAUCCAUGGACAUAAGCUCAAAUUUUAUACUAAAGAUUCUUUUAGAAAACAAUGAUGGCUGCCAAUCCUCAAAUUUUGGUUGAAACUAUCAAAAGCCGAAUCAAAACAAAUCGGAAGUAGAUGUAAAUUAAUUUUAGUAACGUAAUUUUAAAUUAUGAGAAAAAAUAUGAAAUGGGGUAUCCAAGGCACACCCGCAUUGUUAACGUAGUACUACAAAAAUAUAGUCGGCAAAAAAUUUAAGAAUAAAUCCAUACAGGUCGGACUCGAUUAUAUAUGAUUCGAUUAUAUACAGUUAAAAAAUAAUAAUACCUAAUUUAAAUGGAAAAGAAAUUUUUCAACGUUAAAGAGAAAGUCCAAUGGUUAUUAUAAGUACAGUGAAGUAAACAUCGUGAUUCCGGUAGAUUCUAGUUGAAGAUUCAUCUGGAA